AUGGGCACCACUGCCCUGAACGCGGACGUUCUACUGCACGUUUUUCAUGCAGUCGCAUCCAAUGAGCCUCCAAGUCACUUGCCGAUCCCAGAUCUUGCCUACCCGAGGAUGCGCGAGUCCUUGCAUCUACCUUUCAAAACUCUCGAAGAGCGCCUAGGAUGGGUUCGCCUUGGCCACGUCAGCCAUGUAUGGAGGGAGACGCUCUUGAGCGCUCAGACGCUUUGGGCCGAUCAUAUCGGCACGCUCCCAGCUGGAGUUGACGAGAUGCUUGCUCGUUCAGGGCCUACGGCCCCACUAUCGCUUCAUCUUCCCCUCUGGACAACAAGAUCUCCCAUCAUCAGACAUCUCGCGGCCGUGCUGCAGAGCCAUAGCGGCACUCUGCCUAGGCGCUUGAGGAGCGUCACAAUCUGGGAUCCUUGUCCCGUGAUAGAAGACUCGCCUGCCUUCCGCCUGAGCCGCGAUCGGAGAGUUCCCAUCUCUACCUCCAUGAUCAGCCUUAUGAAUACGUUGUCCACGGUUCGAUACAGUUCCAACAACAAUGAUAUAUUCCCUUUCUCUGCCCUGGGCCACAUCCUGUGCGAAGCCGAACUACCGAUCCUCGACAGCCUGGGUUUAUUCCAACAUCGUCCUUCAUGGAGCGCACCAGGUCCUGUUCAUGCGCGGAACCUUCAUCAUCUUCACCUGAACAAAUGCUUCAUCACAUUUCCCAUAUCCAACACUCUCGUCUCUAUCUCCAUUACAGCGACUUCGUGGCAGAGAGCUCGUCAACAUGCCGACGGGAUGAUACCGCUCGUAGAGGUCCUCGAAGUCGUUGAACGCUCUGCUGCUACCUUGCAGCGUCUUGAACUCAGCGAUGGGGUUAUUGCACUCCCCCCUGAUUUUCCUCAAUCUCAAAUCACUGCUAAUACAAACGACCCUGUACGAAGGAUUAAUUUGCCCUGUCUGAAGGUGCUCAAAGUGCACGAGCUAGCACCCUUGAUUUGGUGGUUAUUGUCAUGCUUGCAAUACUCCCGUAAUGCAGCGACAUACCUCACGAUCCGGCGUGUCGACCCAGGUCUCGAUAAUCACCUUGCAGUCCGGGCCGCUCUCCGCAAAUACUCUCACUUCCACUUCAUCGCCAUGCGCUUUCGGGAUAUAUAUUCCGAGGAUCAUGCAAAAUUCGAACUAUUUCGUUUACCGACAGACACUGGCGUCGGCAUGCAGUCUCCCACGCGGUUUUAUGUUUCCGAGUCUUCACUCUUCUUGAGUGUGUCACUAGAAAGCCGGUCAGCAGAGGACCAGAUGGCCAACGCCACCCUCGUCCACGCGUUCGCGAAAGAGCUUGGAGCGGCGGGGAUGACGGUGAAGCAACUUGCCGUAAACGUCGCAGACCCUUCCGAGAAUCACACUGCAAUACGAGCGAUAAAGUACGCCUCAAAGGUGCUUGACAUCUAUCUCGAGACGAAUGCGAGCUUCUUCCUCGAUGUCGCGUACGCGCUACGCCGGCAUAUGGACAAACAUGGCCCCUACCGGAAAAUAUGCCUGAUCGCCGGCGAAGAGCCAAAGGCCUACACCAAGCUCGGGAUGAUGGUGCUCGUUUUCGGACAGGCGCGCCUUGAUGCGACUGUGCUACACGUCGAUAGGAAGUUCGAGACGAUGGUAGCAGGAGAAGAGAUGCCAUCGUUGUUGAAACAGCUGGAGGCUAUCUUCAGAGAAGUUAUCGUCAGUGACUUCUAG
Messenger RNA from Peniophora sp. CBMAI 1063, 1716 nucleotides. Lineage: Eukaryota; Fungi; Basidiomycota; Agaricomycetes; Russulales; Peniophoraceae. The record is from the annotation of a GenBank genome assembly.